This is a messenger RNA of Poecilia reticulata (guppy), 1136 nucleotides long. The record is from RefSeq and is a predicted model, not a curated record. Lineage: Eukaryota; Metazoa; Chordata; Actinopteri; Cyprinodontiformes; Poeciliidae.
UUCGGUCUGGUGGGUGAGCGCGGCGCCCCGAGGCCCGGCAUCGUGCCGCGACAUGCAGCAGCUCCUCUGGACUCGCCAACACUGUCAGCCGCUGAUGACGGAGUUUAUCCUGCAGUCACACCCAGCCUGCUGCUCUCUGCGAAGAAAUCCACGAUCUGCUGCUGCGCUUCACGUCACAACGCAAACAGAACCGACCGGGCCGGGCCGGGGCGGGCCGGGCCGGGCCGGACCGGGCCCGGUGUCUGUAGAACCAGAAAGGUUCCUGUCGACCAUGAACAGCAGUAGUUUGGUUUAUUUAGCCUGAAAACAUGGUUCAUAUUUACACCAUGUUACAAAGUUUAACCAGAUAUUUAAGUGUGAUCGCUCCUUCAGACUCAAACACAACAAACCCCGCCCCCUUCCGCCCCUGAGACUCGAGGGAACGAGCGAGUGUUGAUUAACGAAAAAGAACGGCCGUCAUGGAGAACCCCACAGAGGAGCAGCAGGAGGAGGGCGGAGCCAGCAGCGAGGCCACCAUGGAGGAGGCGGAGCAACAGGACCAGGCCGCACACACCAACCUGAAAGCGAUCAACGGAGCGCCUGACGGAGCGAAGGAGGCGGCGAGCGAAGGAGAGUCGCUCCAGAACGGAGAGCGAGGAGGAGAUCUGUCCUCCAUCAACGCCAUGAUGUCAACUGUGAUGUCAGCAGCCGGGACCAUCAAUGGAGGAGGAGGCGAUGAAGGAGGCAGCGGCGGCACCUCGGCCAACUCCUCAGCUGGACCGUCUCCCAGCCCGUCGCCCAGCAAGUCCCUGACGGCCGCCAUGCGGGCGCCGCCCGGCCGCAACGCCCGCCGCAACCAGGUAGGCCCGCCCACUGGCCCCGCCCACAGGCCCCGCCCUCUCCCAUCAUGCAGCGGGGCAUUCCUGCUGCUGUCAGGGCUUCCUGUGGCUUCAACAGGAAAAGGGAAGUUCUGGCUGAGUGUCUGUGAGUGUGUGUGUGUGUGUGUGUGUGUGUGUGUGUGUGUGUGUGUCUUCACAAUCUGCUGGCUCCGCCCACUUCCUGUGGACUCAGUGGACUCCGCCCACUCCCAGUUGAACCAGAAUGUUUUUCCAGAGUUCCUCCUGAAGCUCCUUCCUGAUGAAGGUGAUGACCUUUGA